ACUUGCACAGGAAAGAAUAAAAAGUAAAUAGAAAGAAAAAAAAAGUUUGAGAGAAAAAAAAAUCGAAGGUUCAUUUAGAUACGUUAAUGGCGGUUAGGGUUUCUGUUGAUCCCGGAACCUGAAUUUAUCUUUUUAAUUUAUUAUCUAAUUUAUCUAUCUUUAUCUUUAAACCCUAAUUUUUAACAUCUAAUAAAGUCUUAGGCAAAUUUGGGGUUUCUAAUUUGAGUAUUAAGCUACAGCUAAGUAUGGGCGCAUUAGAAAAAUCACAAGCAAACUCCAAUUCGAUGCAGCGGGUAAAGGUUUACCGCCUGAAUGAAGAUGGUAAAUGGGAUGACCAAGGGACAGGGCAUGUUACUGUUGACUAUCUGGAGAGAUCAGAAGAACUUGGCCUGUUUGUUAUUGAUGAAGAAGACAAUGAAACGUUACUUCUGCAUCGUAUCAUACCAGAUGACAUAUACAGAAAGCAAGAAGAUACGAUAAUCUCAUGGAGAGACCCAGAAUAUUCUACAGAAUUAGCGUUGAGCUUUCAAGAAACAACAGGAUGCUCAUACAUAUGGGAUCAUAUUUGUAACGUGCAAAGAAGUCUGCAGUUUAGUACUCUAAACAGUGAGACGUUUCACAGUAUGAAUAGUGAGUUGAGGGAGUUGCCUGCAGUUGAACUUUCCACUCUUCCGUUGAUACUGAAGACUGUAUCUGACAGUGGAAUUUCUGAUCAGAUGAGAUUGGCAGAGCUUAUUUUAAACGAUCAAGAGUUCUUCCACAAGCUGAUGGACCUGUUUAAAAUAUGUGAAGAUCUGGAUAAUACUGAUGGCCUUCACAUGAUAUUUAAAAUUGUCAGAGGAAUCUUUUUUCUUAAUAAUCCCCAGAUUUUUGAGAAAAUUUUUGGCGAUGAAUUGAUCAUGGAUAUUAUCGGCUCCCUUGAGUAUGACCCUGAAAUAUCUCAUGUUCAACAUCACCGUAAUUUUUUGAAAGAGCAUGUUGUCUUCAAGGAGGCCAUACCGAUCAAAGAUCCUCUUGUCUUAUCAAAGAUUCACCAGACAUAUAGAGUUGGCUAUUUGAAGGAUGUUGUCUUGGCUAGAAUAUUGGAUGAGGCAACAGUUCAAAAUCUCAAUUCCAUAAUUCAUGGAAAUAAUGCAGUUGUUGUUUCUUUGUUAAAGGAUGACAGUACGUUUAUUCAGGAAUUAUUUGCGAGGUUGAGAUCGCCCACUACGUCUGCAGAAUCUAAGAAAAAUUUGGUAUUCUUUCUGCAUGAGUUCUGUAGUUUAAGCAAAAGUUUGCAGAUGGUCCAGCAACUCCGGCUGUUUAGGGAUCUCAUGAACGAAGGUAUAUUUGAUAUCAUAACAGAAGCUUUGCAGAAUCAAGACAAUAAGCUUAUAUUAACUGGGACAGAUAUCCUUAUUCUUUUCUUGAAUCAGGAUCCGAACCUUCUGCGCUCUUACGUUGUUAGGCAAGAAGGGAUUCCACUUCUAGGGUUGUUGGUUAAAGGUAUGAUAACAGAUUUUGGAGAGGACAUGCACUGCCAGUUUCUUGAGAUCCUUCGUAGUUUGCUGGAUUCAUAUACAUUGUCAGGAGCGCAUGCACAGGUGCCUGUCUUGAUUGUUCAUUCCAAGUUCCAAUAUGAAAGAGAUAAUAUUAUUGAGAUUUUCUAUGAGAAGCACGUGGGGCAGUUGAUUGAUGUUAUAACAGCAUCAUGCCCAGUUGAAGGCACUGCUCAAUCAAUUGAAAGAUCUACUGGUGGAAGAGUUGAAAAUCAAAAGAGUGUGAAGCCAGAAAUACUCUCAAACAUUUGUGAAUUGCUAUGCUUCUGCGUUCUACACCAUCCUUAUAGAAUAAAGUGUAAUUUUCUCCUCAAUAAUGCUAUAGAUAAAGUUCUGACACUAACGCGAAGAAGGGAAAAGUACCUUGUUGUUGCUGCAGUUCGUUUUGUUCGCACUAUUCUUUCUCGUCAUCAGUUAUUGCAAUCACAGGAUGAGCAUCUGAUAAAUCAUUUUGUGAAGCACGACCUCCUUAAACCAAUUUUAGAUGCCUUUGUUGGCAAUGGCAACCGAUACAAUCUGCUGCAUUCUGCAGUUCUAGAGCUUUUUGAGUAUAUCCGCAAGGAAAAUUUGAAAUCAUUGAUCAAGUAUUUGGUCGAGUCAUUUUGGAAUGAGUUGGUCAAAUUUGAGCAUUUAGCUUCCAUACAGGCUUUUAAGGUUAAAUAUGAGCAGUGUCUAGAGAAUUGUGUUGUGAAAAAUAGUGGUAGCACAUUAGAUACGAGAAGGAGAAUUGAUGAGCGUGCUCUAGAAAAAGAAGAGGAAGAAUACUUUAAUGAGGACAGUGAUGAAGAAGAUACGGCAUCUGCAUCACAUGCCAAAAGGGUUAAGCCCGACACUUCUGUUUCUAAUGGAGUUGCUGCAAGUCAUCCAUCAUUAAGUAGUUCGAGAUCUGGUGGACUGGUUGACUAUGCUGAUGAUGAGGACGACGAAGAUUAUAGACCGCCUCCUAAGAAACAGUCAGAAGCCUCCGAGGAAGAUGAAGGAACUAUGGAGUCUCUUAAGUUGAAGCGGAAGUUUCCUUCUAGGGACAAGGAGCUGGAGCCAGGAAAGAAGCAGCAGCGAUUCGGUAAACACUCAAAAACAAGAGAAAGCGUAUUUGCAGUUCUGUGUUCAUCACUGAGCCAGCUACCUAGUAAGAAAGUUGCCGGCACAGUGCAAACAAUUUCUCGAACAGCUGACGGUAGCAAGGGUUUAAGUGACAAUAACCAUCUAGAGAAGGAACCCGUGAUUUCUAGAAGCUGUAGCGAUACGAGUAGUAACUCGGGGGAGGAAAAUCAUAGGGAUGAAGAUCCUGCCGCCUCUAGAAGCUGUUCUGAUUGUUUGCACAACACAUCAGAAAAUGGACAGCUAAGUGGGGAGGAUGGUCCAUUAAUACCUCCGAAAUCCUCACCGGAAAUGACUGUAAAUGGAUCUUGAAUUUGAUAUUUACGGAUUUAAUUGCAGCAAUUGACAUAUCUAUCUGGUUGGCUUUCUGUUUGACAUAUGGAUUUUACAAGUCAGUUUUCAGCUGCUGAAGGAAACUGCAUGUGGACGGAAGUAAAUGCGUGAAUGCAAUAUAUAUAGCUCAGGUGAUGGUAGGAGAGGAUACUGUAUAGCGCCAUCUGCGGUAAGGACGAAAUACUCAUAAUUUGGCCCCUUUCACUAGUCUUCUGACGUUGAUCCAAGUUAUUGCUGCUUUUGUAAAACAAUUACCAGUGUUAAUUUUUCUUUUUCUUUUUCUACAUUUUCCCUCGUCUUUCUAUAUAUUUUGGCGUUACUUAGUUUUUGUUAGCUGCGUGAACUAUGGGAGGCAAGGACAUCAAAUUAUGUCCUGAAUAGGUUGUGUCUUUUGGUGUUCAGUUUUGUGGUGGUGGUGGGGUUUGGUUGUAAUAGGGGAAGGGUUUUAGUGAGUUAGCCAGAAGCCAAAUUUUCUUAAUUGUAGUACAAUUAUCAUUUAUAGACCCAAUGUAAAUUAUUAUUCCAA
Messenger RNA from Mercurialis annua (annual mercury), 3498 nucleotides. RefSeq lists its product as uncharacterized. Gene Ontology annotation, biological process: protein dephosphorylation. The record is from RefSeq and is a predicted model, not a curated record. The transcript has 24 exons. NCBI's taxonomy places the organism in Eukaryota, Viridiplantae, Streptophyta, Magnoliopsida, Malpighiales, Euphorbiaceae. Gene Ontology annotation, cellular component: nucleoplasm; protein phosphatase 4 complex. The coding region runs from base 246 to 2951 and encodes 901 amino acids. Gene Ontology annotation, molecular function: protein phosphatase activator activity.